AUGGGUUAUGCUCCUAAACCAGUUCACAAAGUCUAUAUCAAAUCAGAACUCGUUACAGGAUUUUUCCCCGUCGCAGUAUGCCCAACCUUACCCAUAGAGGGGGUUGCCAUGUUGCUAGGAAAUGAUAUUGCGGGCGGAUUAGUGCGUCCUGGUCUAGAGGUGCUGGAUAAGCCCCUCAGUUCUGAUGCCCCAGAGAUUUCUGUGACCCCAAAGCUGUACCCAGCCUGUGUGGUUACUCGUGCCCAAGCCCGUAAAGAUGACUUGGUGAACCCUGAGGAGCCUGGUCCAUCUGUAAAAGAUAUUCCACUGCCUUUGACCAGAAAAAACCUGUCGGCCGCUCACAUAGCUAGCGAGUUACUAAAGCCAUGUUUUAAGCGAGUGUUUAUUGCCUUUGUGUCUUUGUUCUUCAUCCUGGUUUCCAUUACCACCUUCUGUUUGGAGACUCAUGAGGCUUUCAACAAAAUCAUCAACAAGACUGAUGUGGCACGGGACAGCAACGUGACCGACUCAGGUCCACAGUAUGAGAUCGAAACUGAUCCUGCUCUUACAUAUGUGGAGGGUGUUUGUGUCUUCUGGUUCACCAUUGAGUUCCUGGUGCGUGUGACCUUCUGCCCAGUCAAGUUGGAGUUUUUUAAGAGCGUUCUCAACAUCAUCGACUUCGUGGCUAUCUUGCCUUUCUACUUGGAGGUUGGGCUGAGCGGUCUUUCUUCAAAGGCUGCCAAGGAUGUGUUGGGUUUCCUCAGGGUGGUUCGUUUUGUUCGUAUUCUGCGUAUCUUCAAGUUAACUCGACACUUUGUGGGACUUAGAGUACUGGGCCACACGUUACGGGCUAGCACCAAUGAAUUCCUGCUGCUCAUCAUCUUCCUGGCAUUGGGAGUGUUAAUUUUUGCCACAAUGAUAUACUAUGCUGAAAGAAUCGGCGCCAAGCCCAAUGAUCCCACGGCUACCCUCCACACUAAGUUCAAGAACAUCCCCAUCGGCUUCUGGUGGGCCAUGGUAACCAUGACAACACUGGGAUAUGGUGAUAUGUAUCCAGAGACCUGGUCAGGUAUGGUCGUGGGCGCAUUGUGUGCUUUAGCUGGUGUGCUGACGAUAGCCAUGCCUGUGCCCGUUAUCGUCAAUAACUUUGGGAUGUACUAUUCUCUGGCUAUGGCCAAGCAGAAGUUACCCAAAAAGAGGAAGAAACAUAUCCCUCAAGCAGUGCAGGGAGGGUCCCCCACCUACUGCAAAGCUGAUCUCAACACCACCUGCAACAGUACUCAAGGUGACCUGUGCCACGUCAAAGGGAGCAGGGUACUAGAACGCAACCGUUCAGGUAAGACCAUAUGUUCAGACAAAGGUCAUAUGGAAAACAGAACUAAGAGAAGCUUUGUUUAACAGUCAAUUCAGAUUA
Messenger RNA from Oreochromis niloticus (Nile tilapia), 1393 nucleotides. Its product is annotated as potassium voltage-gated channel subfamily C member 2. The transcript has 3 exons. Bases 1 to 1377 code for a protein of 458 amino acids. Gene Ontology annotation, biological process: action potential; potassium ion transmembrane transport. Gene Ontology annotation, molecular function: delayed rectifier potassium channel activity. Lineage: Eukaryota; Metazoa; Chordata; Actinopteri; Cichliformes; Cichlidae. The record is from RefSeq and is a predicted model, not a curated record. Gene Ontology annotation, cellular component: neuronal cell body membrane; postsynaptic membrane; voltage-gated potassium channel complex.